Molecule: messenger RNA, 1956 nt
Organism: Pieris brassicae (large cabbage white)
Lineage: Eukaryota; Metazoa; Arthropoda; Insecta; Lepidoptera; Pieridae
Product: monocarboxylate transporter 10-like
Exons: 1
Coding region: 1-1956 (651 amino acids)
Biological process (GO): monocarboxylic acid transport; transmembrane transport
Molecular function (GO): monocarboxylic acid transmembrane transporter activity
Source: RefSeq, a predicted model, not a curated record
AUGCCGCCAAAACCAAUACUUAUAAAGAAUGAACCUAGAAAGAGCAUGCUUUUUACACCAAGCAGAAUAGUAAGUCGACCUGACAACUUAGAAGGAGGAGAAGAAACUGAAAUAGCCGCUCAAAUAUCAGUACCAGAGGAAGGAGGAUGGGGUUGGGUAGUUGUAGCUGCAUCUUUUUCAAUAAUUUUUAUCUUAGAUGGCGUUGCUUUUACUUUUGGCAGUAUACUAAACGACAUGUCUUCUGAUUUAAAUAUAUCAGUGUCUACUUUACCCUUGGUAAAUUCUAUUGCUGUCGCAAUUUAUUUCAUGAUGGGACCUUUAGCUUCUGCCUUCAUAAACCGUUUUGGAUUUAGGGCAUGUGCUAUGUCUGGAUCAAUAAUUAGUUCAUUCUCAUUGCUAACAUCCUAUUUCUCUACAAAUUUUACAUCACUGUGUGUUUUCUACGGAUUUUUUGCCGGUUUCGGAUAUUGUCUUAUCAAUAUGUCUGCUAGUCUUGUAGUUGGAUUUUAUUUCGAAAAGUUAAGGUCAAUUGCUUUAGCAAUAUCUACAACUGGUUCAAGUUUGGGUGUCAUGGUAUUGUCAUCAGCAAACGCUCAUUUAUCCAAACUAGCAGGGUGGCGAGCAACAACUUUGUUUCAUUCUGGUCUUUUUGGCUUAAUUUUUUUUCUUGGUAUGGCAUUUCAACCUUUGUUAUCUUUGACGGUUGUUACAACUAGUGAAGAUCCUACUCGUACUGUAACCUAUUUACCAAAUUUAUCUGCUGCAGCGUUAAAGAGCACUGUAUCACGCACUAAGACAGAAGGUAUCAUGCCUACCACAACGGAACGCUUGUUUGGUGCAGCAUCCAAUUCUAAUUUUCCUACUGCUGCAGCAGUGGUUGAUGAUACAGUUUCGACACCAGCUUCGCAAGCAGGACCAUCCACUGCAACUGUAUCUAAGAUAACUUUAACUGCAAACGCACCUCAAGGGGGCAUAAGCCCACGACAGUUAAAGCAAGUACAAUCAAUUAUGUCGAAAACAAGCGUUCAGGACAAAGCUAAAAAAGCAAUAGAGGUUACUGUAAAUGUUGAGCCACCAAAAAAGACAAGUUUCUGGGGAAGAUUAUUUCGCUGGGAAGAGCACGUUCCUCAGUCUAGACCCAUGUAUCGUGAUGAUGUAUUUUACGAUGGGAAAUUGCAGAAACUACCCGCUUAUCAGAAAAGUAUGGUCGAUACUACUGACAAAACUGGUCUUGAGUAUCAAUUAGCAGUGUCAAGGGCUGCCACUGCUGUCGAUUUAAGGGAGCGUAGAGGAGUAUUUACCACGGCCGCAAGAAGAGUGUUAGCAACUAUGAUGGAUCCCAAAUUAUUGCGGAAGACUUCAUUUUGGUGUCUUUGUACGGCUGGCUUUUUAAUAUACGUAGGAUUUCUCGUUCCAUAUGUUUUUAUUCAAACCAGAAAUGAGGAUGCAGGAAUACAUCCAAAACAUUGUACUCUAUUUGUCAGUGUCAUGGGGUUAUCUAAUGCUUUCGGAAGACUCAUAAUAGGGACACUUGCUCUAAGGAUAGAGCCUGUAUAUUUAUUUGUAACAUCAAUGAUAAUAGCAGGAACUAGUACAAUAUGCUCUACAUUCUCAUACGAUUUAUAUUAUCAAUAUUCAUACUGUGUUUUAUACGGGUUUUUUAUAUCUUGCAUGGCAUCACUAAGAAGUCUCAUAAUAGUUUCUCUAUACGGGUUGGAUAAUUUAACAAAUGCUACCGGUAUUUUGUUACUAUUUCAGGGUCUAGGUAGUUUUUUUAGUGCGCCUGUAGCGGGUUUCAUAAAAGAUUUAUUUGGAUUUUCAGUUGCAUUUUAUGAAGCAGGGUGUUUUAUUGCACUUGGAGGUUUAAUUUUACUUCCUAUUAAAAAGUUGUCAGUUAGAGAAAUUCAAAAUGAAACAAAUGAUUCCCAAAGACAGGGGACAAAGUCAGUUAAGUAG